CUCACGGCGGGCGUCGUCACGGCGGGCGUCGUCACGGCGCGGGGUCUGGCCGGCCGCCGCGGGCGAGAAGGAAGGCCGGGCUCACCCCGGGCGGGGAGAUGCUGAGUCAGCUCCCCGGAGACCUGCGCGGCCGCCCCGGCGGACGGGCAUUUCAGAUCUGCUUAGUAAACCGGUAUAUCACCUACCAUGCUGGCCGCAAGGUUUGUGUGUCUCCGGACACUACCUUCCAGGGUUCUCCAGCCCACUUUCAUCACCAAGGCCCCUCCACUUGUGAAGAAUUCCAUCACGAAGACCCAAUGGCUCUUAACACCCAGCAGGGAAUAUGCUACCAAGACAAGAAUUAGGACCUACCGUGGGAAAACUGGCCAAGAACUGAAAGAUGCAGCUUUGGAACCAUCAAUGGAAAAAAUCUUUAAAAUUGAUCAGAUGGGAAGGUGGUUUGUUGCUGGAGGAGCAGCUGUUGGUCUUGGAGCGCUGUGCUACUAUGGCUUGGGAAUGUCUAAUGAGAUUGGAGCUAUCGAAAAGGCUGUAAUUUGGCCUCAAUAUGUGAAGGAUAGAAUUCAUUCUACUUACAUGUACUUAGCAGGGAGUAUUGGUUUAACAGCUUUGUCUGCCUUGGCAGUAGCCAGAACACCUGCUCUCAUGAACUUCAUGAUGAGAGGCUCUUGGGUGACAAUUGGUGUGACCUUUGCAGCCAUGAUUGGAGCUGGUUUACUGGUACAUUCCAUACCAUAUGAAGAGAACCCAGGCCCAAAGCAUCUGGCUUGGAUGCUGCAUUCUGGUGUGAUGGGUGCAGUGGUGGCUCCUCUGACAAUCUUAGGGGGACCUCUUCUUCUGAGAGCUGCAUGGUACACCGCUGGAAUUGUGGGAGGCCUCUCUACUGUGGCCAUGUGUGCACCCAGUGAAAAGUUUCUGAACAUGGGAGCACCCCUGGGAGUGGGCCUGGGUCUUGUUUUUGUGUCUUCACUGGGGUCUAUGUUUCUUCCCCCUACCUCGGUAGCUGGUGCCACUCUGUACUCAGUGGCAAUGUAUGGUGGAUUAGUUCUUUUCAGCAUGUUCCUUCUGUAUGAUACACAGAAAGUAAUCAAGCGUGCAGAAGUAACACCAAUGUAUGGAGUUCAUAAGUAUGAUCCCAUCAAUUCGAUGUUGAGCAUCUACAUGGAUACAUUAAAUAUAUUUAUGCGAGUUGCAACUAUGCUAGCAACUGGAAGCAACAGAAAGAAAUGAAGUGACCACUUGUGGUGUCUCUGCUCACUGAUGUCUUGCUUGUUUAAUAGAAGCAGAUAGUCAUUACCAUUUACAUCAUCAGAACUCCUUGAGGUUUAGGCGAUAACCUGUCACUGUGUUUAAAAUGUUCAGUAAUGUGACCCUUCAGGCCUGCUUUUUCUUUUAGAAAAUAAACUCAGUACAUGUCUUUCAGAUACGCACAUACAUUUUCAUCUGCCAUGCUUGAGUAAGUUAAAAUGCUUUAAUAAAUGUGUGAACUGAUUGGUGUUAUGAAUUUCAGGUAUUUUAGCAAAUGUGUGUGUGUCAUUUUGGGGAGUUUGCAGAAUAUUUAAGUGAUAUCAUAAGGGACAGAGGUUUUGGUAUAGAGAUUAGAGAGAAAUAGAAAGUCACCUGCAGUCAUAUUUUGAAUGCUUAGGACAGCACUGAUUGUGGUCAGCCAAUGGGAGACAUCUGAGAUGUGGAAACAAGUGAGCACUGUAUAUGGUAUUAGUGAAAACACGUUUUCUUUGCUUUUAAUAGCCUCUGUGUUAACUGCUCAUUGUAAGGUUAGUCCAGAGAGUUAAUCAUACCUAAAAUCCCUGUGGAAUUACAUGUGUGUGAGUUUUACUUAAGUCUUUUAAAAGAAGCCAGGCAGUGGUGGGUUAUGCCUUUAACCCCAGUACUGCAGAGGCAGGUAUAUCCUUGGGAGUUCAAGGCCAAACUGGUCUACAUCAAAAACCCUGUCUCUACAAAACAAAAUUAUACUCAAUAUAACAUCCAAAGCAUAAGAUUUCUUUGUUUUCAAAUAUAUGGUGUAUUGGUGUUUUCUUAGUGUCUAAUUGAAAGUGUAUGUGCUUUGCUCAUCAUAGCUUUGACAGCUGUCAGAAGAGCCUCUUUAUGACUUAUGCUAAGAUUAGGAUCAGUUUUUUUUCUAAAACUGUUUUACUUCCUACAUUCCCUCUCAGGUUAAGCAUGAACAAAUACAGCAAACUUAGUUGACCUUGGGAAAUUUUUGAAUGAAAAUUGUAAUGGGGAGAUACUUCAUUAGUCUCCUUUUCAAAUGUCCUGUGCACACCAUUGCUCAGCUUCCUUGUGACAUUUGUAAGCUCUUGAUACAGUUCAGUUAUUUGGGGUGAGGGGUUCUUCAGUGAAGUCUAUGAAUAUUUACACAGUUCUAUUUUGAAGAAAUAUUACAGUAAUUCAUAAAUAACUUUUAAUCAUUUUAAAGUACACAGAAUGCUUAUAUCUGAAAUAAAAGUUUCAGCCAGA
Molecule: messenger RNA, 2475 nt
Organism: Meriones unguiculatus (Mongolian gerbil)
Lineage: Eukaryota; Metazoa; Chordata; Mammalia; Rodentia; Muridae
Gene: Ghitm
Product: growth hormone inducible transmembrane protein
Exons: 9
Coding region: 187-1227 (346 amino acids)
Cellular component (GO): mitochondrial inner membrane
Source: RefSeq, a predicted model, not a curated record